AUGGCGGUUACUUGCGAGGUUUGUUCUUCGGAACAAUCCAAAUAUCGAUGCCCUACCUGCGGGCUUAUGAGUUGCUCGCUUGGCUGCACACAAUCGCACAAGAUCUACUGCACACCAAAACCUCAGGAACAGACCUCCUCGAAUAACCAUAACCCCCCUCAACCCGAUACAGACGCGAACGACCCCGCAACCUCAAAGAAGCAGAAUGACGACCGCCCCGACCCAGCGGCAGUGCUCAAAUCACCAGACCUCGAACCUCUCCUCAACCGAUAUCCCCAACUCCGAGCCCAAUUGCGCGAUAUUUACAAGACCUCAUUGGAGGAGGAAUGGGUCGAGCUACAAUACAAACCUCAGGCAGGCCGGGGACGCGCGAAUGUAAGAGGAGGGAGAGGCGGAUAUCGCAAUCGGGGACCUUGGACCCGGGAGAAGGGGUUUAAUCGGGGUCUAGGGAAAGUGAGGAAAUAUAGGGAACAAUGCGAGGCUGGGUUGGAAAUUGGGAAGGACGCGGAAGGGUUUAUGCGAUUUGUCGCGCUGGUCAAUGGC
Molecule: messenger RNA, 543 nt
Organism: Aspergillus glaucus CBS 516.65
Lineage: Eukaryota; Fungi; Ascomycota; Eurotiomycetes; Eurotiales; Aspergillaceae
Product: zinc finger HIT domain-containing protein
Exons: 2
Source: RefSeq, a predicted model, not a curated record